Lycium barbarum (goji berry) is the source of this 2280-nucleotide messenger RNA. Its product is annotated as probable inactive poly [ADP-ribose] polymerase SRO5. Bases 578 to 1648 code for a protein of 356 amino acids. The transcript is spliced from 5 exons. NCBI's taxonomy places the organism in Eukaryota, Viridiplantae, Streptophyta, Magnoliopsida, Solanales, Solanaceae. The record is from RefSeq and is a predicted model, not a curated record. Gene Ontology annotation, molecular function: NAD+ poly-ADP-ribosyltransferase activity.
AUUGCUGCCACCUCCAGAAAUAUUAUACAAAACACGUUCAGACACCAUAACUAACAUACCCAAAUUUAGGAGGUGGUAAAUUAGAGACCCUUUCAUAAACGUGUGGCAAGUAAUUGUUUGCUUCAUGCGUUUCAUCGUCAUUCUUUUUUCAUUCUUCUUUCCCAAGUAAUUGUAAUCCUACUUCUUCUUUUAUUUUUGCCACAACCCAAGUAGUGCAUAAAUUUCUACGUUAUGUUAAAACCCCAUAAUUAUUGCUUCUUUCCUUUUAAAGACACUAGAAGUUCUUUAGCUUUUUCCCAACAAUAAUCUUAUCAUGAUUCUGCUUGAGUAAUCCUACUUCCUCUAUGAUUUGCCGCAGCCAAAUAUAGUAAUUUCUAGUUUUUCUUUUUCUAAAACCACAUGAAGCUAAUUUUGCUACUAGAAUUUGCUUUCUCUUCAAAGAAACCAAACUUUCUUAUUAUGGUUCUUCUUCAGCUUCAAGUUUCAAGUAGAUUUUAGCAAUUUGUGUUAUUCUUCAGCUAGAUAGAUUUACCUUUCCUAUAUACUAUUCUAAAUUAUUUGCAGACAUAAAUCUAAAAUGAAAAACAAUUUGCAGUCUCAAUUGUUGUCACUAUUUCCAGUAGAAGCAAUUCGAGAAUCACAUCUCAUCAUCAGUUACAAGAUUGAUGCUCUUCCCAAUAUGGGAAUACCCAAAACAGAGCGACCCUUUAUGGAAAGUACAAGCUCAGACACUGAUCAUCACGAAGAAAAAGUUCAAGAAUCAGCAGUUUCUGACUCUGAGAGCUGUAUUAUAAGCUCCAAUUAUCAAGACAACACGAAAUCAGAUGGUUUAAUAUGGAUUAGAGAAGGGGAUAAGAUUCAUCAUAUGAUAAGUAAGAAGUUCAUUUCCGGAUUCGGAACACUUGGAUUAUCUACAAAAAUCGAAGCUAUUCACAAGAAUGCUUGCUCUAGCUUCAUGAAGAGCGCAAAGCUUCAGUCAUUCCUUAUUUUUUCCAAAGCAAUGGAGAAAAAGUGUGGAGGAAAUGCUAAUGUAAAGUAUGCUUGGCUUGGAGCCUCCAAGGAUGAAAUUGACAGCAUAUUUUCUCAUGGUUUUGGACAUCCUAUGCACAAUAAAGCUUAUGGUCAUUGUAUUUGCCUCUCUCAUGAUGAUUAUCCUGUUGACUGUCUUCAAAAGGCAACUCCUGAUAAGGAUGGACUAAGGCAUCUAUUGCUUUGUCGGGUGAUACUAGGAAGAACUGAAGUUGUUCAUGCUGGUUCAGGACAGUCUCAUCCAAGUUCUGAGGAGUUUGAUACUGGAGUUGACAAUGUACAUUCUCCUAGAAAAUAUAUUGUGUGGAGUACCAACAUGAAUUCUUAUGUCUUCCCGGAAUUUAUGAUCAGUUUCAGAGUCACUUCUCAUGUCAAAAAGGAUCGAAGGUUUUCAGUUCCUUUAAAAUCUCCAAAUUCACCUUGGAUUUCUUUUCCUUCUCUGAUCUCUGCGCUGUCAAAAAUCUUGCCGCAUAACACUGUCAAGUUGAUUAAUAAAUAUCACAGUGACUAUAAGGAGCGGAAGAUUACGAGACGCGAGUUGAUACAACAAGCUAGAAAAUUAGCAGGAGACGAUCUGUUAACUUCCAUCAUAAAAUCCUUCAACAAUAAGGUGGUUUAAGUUGAAAAUGCUACAGUGUGAAGAUGAAGAGAUUUGGAGCAAAAUUGAAGAAGAGGAAAAAGAAAAGAAGGUCACGUUGAAGUCUUUUGGGUACAACAAGGACCAAUGAAGGGUAAUCCGAGCAAUCCUGGCUAAUUCUGAGGCAGUGCGGGUUGUACGAGUGAGCAGAAGGAGGUUGCAACACUUGAAGGCAAAAUACAACCACUAAAGGGUCUCAUGCAUUGGCUGUGCGUCGCACACCUAGCGCACAAAAUACCCUUUUCUGAUUCUCAGACCUGUUAUGCAUUGGUUGUGCGGAGCACAGCGGAUGCACAGACAUAGUCAUGCGAUGGCCAUGCGACGCAUGAUCAAAGCACAAGAGGCGUCAGUUCUCCUAAGUUGAUCGGGAUUGGGCCUACUUAUCUCAUAUUUGCCCUAGCUUAUAAAUAACCGUUUUUACAUUAGAAUAGAGGACUUUGGACCUAGAGAGAGUAGGAGCCGCCGUGGAGGCCGGAGAUUAUUGGGUUUUAUCUUUUCUUCUCCUUAUUACUAGUUGGUAUAUUUUCUUUGAAUGAUUUGUUGCUUUUUUUCCAUGUCUGUGGAGCUAAACUUCUCGUUCUAGGGUUGUGGUAAACCAUGAUUAUUGAUGUUUG